AUGUGUACCAGAAGAAUCGCCGCCGUCUCCUCCUCCGCCUCUUCUUUCGCCAUUCUAAUCUUGAUCCUCUGGGUGUCGCAGAUUUGGGUCUGCUGCCACUGCCAAGCUAGAGCUUCUCGGAUUCUCCCGCCGCCGCUCACCGGCGACGCAAAACACGAUGCCAGCGGCAAAAAUGAACUUGUCCAGAAAUAUUUGAGAGGAAGAGCUUCCGAUCGCCACGAAGGAUUCGAAGACAGCAAACGGAGAGUACCCAGUUGCAGCGAUGAGUGUGUAAUUAGGCCAUGCCUUGAAUGGAUAUCGUCGCCGGAUUCUCAAGCCAACGCCACCAUUUUCCUCGCCAAGUUCUACGGCCGCGCCGGCCUCUUCAACCUCAUCACCGCCGCUUCUCAACACCUCCGCCCUGCAAUUUUCAAGUCGCUGCUGUACGAGGCGUGCGGGCGGAUGGUGAAUCCAGUGUACGGUUCCGUCGGAUUGCUCUGCUCCGGCGACUGGGACAGGUGUCAGGCCGCCGUCGACGCCGUCUUGACCGGAACCAUGAACGUCGAAACCAACGCGCCGCCUUCCAAUGCCAAUGUUUUAUGCUGCGACAUCCGCCACGUCUGUACCGACACCAACUUGGCCGCUCCCGGCGAGCCUCGCAAGGUCAAGGCUCGAAGCCGGUUCAAGAAGCCCGACCACCGGACCAAACCAAAAUCUGGACCGGCUGAAAUUUUGGGGAGCGGGUCUAAUUGGGCAGAGUCGGGGGCGAACCGCCAGAUUGAAAUGGUGGAUGCUUUGACGGUGAACCGGGGGAAACCAAACCGAGUUUUGAGGCAUGGAAGCCGGUCUGAGAGGGUGGAUAAUGUUGAGCUGGAACUGACUCUUAACUCGGCUCAAAAAUAAGAAGGAAGAAGAAAUGGAAUUAAAAAGAAUUAUCGUAAAAUUAUAUUAGGAAUUUAGGAUUCCGACAUGUGGUGGUGUUAAGAAGUUGAGGUCUAUGUCGUGUAUGUGUGUUUCAUGCACAAGGCAGUUAUUACAAUGUACUGCGCUCUGUAAUUUCAACUUUUUCCCUUCUUUUUAUGUAUAAAAUAUCUUGUAAGAAUGAAAAAAUAAAUUUUUAUAUGACUACAGUUUUAGUGUAUGUAA
This is a messenger RNA of Momordica charantia (bitter melon), 1125 nucleotides long. Its product is annotated as LOB domain-containing protein 40-like. The record is from RefSeq and is a predicted model, not a curated record. Gene Ontology annotation, biological process: regulation of gene expression. Lineage: Eukaryota; Viridiplantae; Streptophyta; Magnoliopsida; Cucurbitales; Cucurbitaceae.